GAAGAGAUACAACCCCCUUGACCGCACUUUGACCUUUGUGAACCGAGAGGAUGAGCACGACUACAGAAACACAAAGCCAGUGCCGUAGACAUCGUCACAAGUCGUACAUGUGCUGCAGUGUACGAGGGAGCGUGUGCAGUCUCACCCUAACCCUGUGUGUUGCAGUCGUGUGUGUGGGCUACUCCUCCCCACGAGCCCUGAUGUCCUGUGGUCACUCGGUCACUCCUCAGUCCCUCACAGACUGGUGCAUCAGGCAGCUGGAAGAGGGAAAGUUCCGUUUCACUUGUGGGAACUGUCCCGCGGAGUGGCCUUAUGAAGAAGUACGUAAGAUGGCUCUGCUCACGGAGAACGAGAGCAGCGCUUUUGAACAUCAGAUGUUUACAAAUGUGGCGGUCAAAGAGCUCAACGCCAAACUGUGUCCUGGCUGCAGGUCCCACGUGGUCAGGACAGAUCUGACCAACCUGUGUGUGGAGUGUCCUCAGUGUUCCUGUGAUAAGAAGCAGAACAUCAGCUUCUGCUGGCAGUGUCUGAGGGAGUGGAGAGGAGCAGCUCCUCGCUCUGACCACUGUGAGAACACGGGCUGUGUAAACCAGGCUCUGGUCACUCUGAGGACCUGCCCAAACAUCAGCUUCUCCGAGGUGCAGGGGGUGGUGGGCUGCCCGUCGGUGCGUGCCUGUCCCACCUGCGGGCUUCUGGUAGAACACAGCGGAGAGAAGUGCAAGAACAUCGUGUGUCCAGAGUGCGAAGUGGAGUUCUGCUUUGUCUGUCUGAAGAUCACCGCCGAGUGUCUGGAGACUAGCGACUAUUUCAUCUCCUGCUCCAGCGGCGUGGCCCCAAGACAGACCCGUCUUCCUGUGCGGCGAUGACCCCGCCCCCAGACCCAC
Molecule: messenger RNA, 884 nt
Organism: Boleophthalmus pectinirostris (great blue-spotted mudskipper)
Lineage: Eukaryota; Metazoa; Chordata; Actinopteri; Gobiiformes; Gobiidae
Exons: 4
Coding region: 51-866 (271 amino acids)
Source: RefSeq, a predicted model, not a curated record